UUGAAGUCAUAGGACGACAAGAUGAUGCUCAGUCCAGACCAACCCGACCCGGACCUGUCCUGGAGCCAGUCGGACACAGAGAGCCUGUUGGACUCUUUCAAGGUGGAGUACACGCCUGUGCCGGCCGAGCCCGCGGAUGGAGAGGGGAAAGCGCGCUCCCUGUCAGUGCCCGCUCUCAGCAGGGAGGAGAAGAGGCGGCGGAGACGCGCAACAGCCAAAUACCGAUCUGCCCACGCCACCAGGGAGAGGAUCCGUGUGGAGGCCUUUAAUGUGGCCUUUGCAGAGCUGAGAAAGCUACUUCCAACACUCCCACCCGACAAGAAGCUGUCCAAGAUAGAGAUCCUACGUCUAGCGAUCUGUUACAUCUCCUACCUCAACCAUGUCCUGGAUGUAUAG
Messenger RNA from Myripristis murdjan (pinecone soldierfish), 396 nucleotides. It is a transcript of the gene nhlh2, whose product is annotated as nescient helix loop helix 2. Gene Ontology annotation, molecular function: RNA polymerase II cis-regulatory region sequence-specific DNA binding; protein dimerization activity; DNA-binding transcription factor activity, RNA polymerase II-specific. Gene Ontology annotation, biological process: regulation of transcription by RNA polymerase II. Lineage: Eukaryota; Metazoa; Chordata; Actinopteri; Holocentriformes; Holocentridae. The record is from RefSeq and is a predicted model, not a curated record. Bases 22 to 396 code for a protein of 124 amino acids. The transcript has a single exon.